CUAACUGCGGCUGCGCAGGAAGCAAAACACACACUCACACUAACCUGAAAGCGGUGCAAUGUCUUUUUGUAGUUUCUUCGGUGGAGAGGUCUAUAAAGACCAUUUUAAAACAGGGAUUUAUGUUUGUUCCAAGUGUGAUCACCAGCUGUUCACCAGCCGCUCCAAGUAUGAGCACUCAUCUCCCUGGCCAGCCUUCACAGAGACCAUCCAAAAGGACAGUGUGACCAAACAUGAGGAGAGACCUGGGGCAUAUAAGGUGCGGUGUGGGAAAUGUGGAAAUGGACUAGGCCAUGAGUUUGUAAACGAUGGGCCAGCCAAAGGGCUAUCUCGCUUCUGAAUAUUCAGCAGCUCACUGAAGUUCAUCCCUAAAGAUGAGGUUGAUGGACAGUAAAGUGAGCACUCAGAUGGAAGUGCUGCUGGACUGUUAGACUCUGUGCUGCUGAAGGUGUAGACAGUGAAUGAAGUGUUCUGGGACAAAGCCCAGUCUGGGACCACCAGGGCUCUGAUGAUCGAUGGCCUCACUGGACAGCAAGAACAGAGGACUGGUCUCAACAGCCUUUUUUAUUAUGCAAUCACAUCACACUCUAUUUAGGAUAACGUCACUGGUAACACAGUCACUUGCUGUGUUCCAUUUACCUCGGAGGUCGGAGCUGAGAAUGACGUCACACCCGAGUUGACGGCAUUCCAGUAACAAGUCAGAAAACAUCACUCCUCCAGCUGUUGUUUUUCAACUAGCCAGGUUAGCUAUUGAUACGCUGGUUGAUUUAAAAAAAAAACAACAACCCACAUUGUAUUUGUAUUUACUCACAC
Molecule: messenger RNA, 810 nt
Organism: Micropterus salmoides (largemouth bass)
Lineage: Eukaryota; Metazoa; Chordata; Actinopteri; Centrarchiformes; Centrarchidae
Gene: msrb1a
Product: methionine sulfoxide reductase B1a
Exons: 4
Molecular function (GO): peptide-methionine (R)-S-oxide reductase activity
Source: RefSeq, a predicted model, not a curated record